Messenger RNA from Orussus abietinus, 2515 nucleotides. RefSeq names its product homeobox protein EMX2. Gene Ontology annotation, biological process: central nervous system development; brain development; regulation of DNA-templated transcription. The record is from RefSeq and is a predicted model, not a curated record. Lineage: Eukaryota; Metazoa; Arthropoda; Insecta; Hymenoptera; Orussidae. Gene Ontology annotation, molecular function: DNA-binding transcription factor activity, RNA polymerase II-specific; DNA binding.
GGCGCGACGCCGCGCGCUGAGCCGCGGCACGGAGUCGCGGACGACUCGCGCGAGAGACAUGGCCGCGGUCUGAGGAGCCUCGCUCGAGGUAAGGCCCCGAGAGCCGCAGGGCGCGGGAUGAGCUGAGGAGUCGGAGAGAGCGACCUCGAGGGAGACAGAGCGAGAGAGCGGAGGAUGAUGCCGCUGGCGCCGACGCGGAUCGUCCCGGUGCCCGCCAAGCCGAAGAUCGGCUUCAGCAUCGACUCGAUCGUGGGCGGCGGAGGCCGCGAGGACCGGCUGGAGCGGCUCAAGCGAGUGGUUCUGGUGCGCGAGGGGGUCAGCCCGCCGAACGCGGCCGAGGGCCCGUCCUCGCCGCGGGCGCGCCAAGCCGCGGCCUCGCCCGCCGCGCCCUCGGAGGGCUCGGACCGGCCCGGCUCGCGCGGCUCCUCCGUCGAGUCCUACCCCGCGCGGCCAAGGGCGGCCGAGCCGCUGGCCCGCCGCCUGGACUUCGGCCGCAGCGGGGGGUCCACCCCCGACGACAGCCCCAGUCCCCCCCACGGACUGGCCCCCGCGGACGCGUCGCCGAUCGGCGCGGCGCUGCCGCCGCCUCCGCCCCCGCCGCCCGCCGUCGUCAGGCCCAGCCCCAACUACCUGGGGCCCUUCCCCGGAAGCGCCGCCGCCAGCGUCGCCGCCGAGCAGCUCAAGUCCCUCUACGGCCUCCCGGGGCCGCAGCCCGGACAGAACGAGUACCACGCCCAGCUGGCCCUGGCGACGAUCCAGCACUUCCAGGCGGCCGCGCUGCAGGCCCAGCACGCGCCCCACGGCCCCCACGGCCCCCACGGGCCCCCCGGCCCUCCCCACUACCCCCAUGGCGGGCCCCUCGCUGGACCCCAUCCCCCGCCGCAUCCGCAUCAACAGCCUCGCGACAGCUAUCAACUCUACCCCUGGCUCCUCUCCAGGCACGGCAGGAUCUUCUCCAACCGGUACACCGCAGGCGCGGACAUCUCGGGGUUCCUGCUGCAGCCCUUCAGGAAGCCCAAGAGAAUAAGGACGGCCUUCAGUCCGAGUCAAUUGUUGAAGCUGGAGCACGCCUUCGAGAAGAAUCAUUACGUCGUGGGCGCCGAGAGGAAGCAACUGGCCAACGCGUUGUCGCUCACGGAAACCCAGGUGAAGGUGUGGUUCCAGAACCGGCGGACGAAGCACAAACGGAUGCAGCAGGAGGAGGAGGCCAAGGCGCAACAGCAGUCCGGGAACGCGAACAACAACGCCGGGAACAAGAACACCCACCACGUGAGCAAGUGGCAGCAGGAGACCGGGGACUACCACCACGAAGAGGAGGAGGAGCACAUAGACCCGGAGGCGGAAGAGUGUCCGAGCGGGUCCGAGGCGUAGCCGGAAGUCGGAGUCCAGGACGGCGGAUUCCACUCGUCGUCGAGAUUCUCGAGAUUCUCGAGUCCCGAGGAAGGCUCACCUCGCGAGAUUAGUUCCUAGAGAGACCUCCAGCGGGCCAGGCCCUCGACGAGGGCCUCCGGAAGUCGAGGCUCUCCCGUCCCUACUCGAGGAAUCGCGCGAGGAAUUGAAAAAAGGGCCCGACGAGGGAGACGCGGGGGACGUCGCAGACGCCGAUGCGGCGACGACGACGGAACGAGUCCCCCGGGAGGAAGCGGGAGGAGGACCCUGACGAUCGUUCGGGGAGAACGACGGAGAAAAAUAGGAAGCGGAAGGAGCGGGACGACGGAGACAAAGGGGAGACGGGGAGAGCUUCUCCCGAUCCCAGGGAACGACGGCCGGGAAGUCGCUCUCAUCGGAAGCCGCGUAAUGGAGGCAUUGUCCGUCAAAGAUGGCGGACGCGCCGCUAAAUGGGCCCGCUUCCGGCGGAAACGGCCGGGAAGUCGGAAAGACCGACCGUGAGAGAGAUACACCGACUCGCCCGGAAGGGAGACUCGAGGUUCCCGAAACCGCGGGCCGGCGACUCCGCGCGGUGCAUCCGCCCUCCCGGUCGCUCUUGGACGCGGACGCGUAUCUUGCCAUUAAUAGCUCGCCAUUGGAACCGAUCAGUGCCCGAGUGCGGGGUGGGGUGUAAAUAGACGCGCGGGGCCCGGUCCCCCCGGGGCCCCACGUCGGGCCCCGAAACGUCGCGAAUGUACAUAUUCCAGUGCCGAGCGCGGACCCUACGGCACGGGGGGAACAGUCAGUGCCAAACCUGAUACUUUACGAGCCCAGUGUAACGAGUUUAUGUAUUUACCGAUUAAGUUGCGUCCUUAUCAAAGAGCAGUAUUCUUUACCGAUCGAUGUGUCCGAGUUGUACCGAAUUAAAUUAUUGACCGCUCCGGCCGAAUGAUGGAGGAGGGAUUAAGGGAGGAGAAGAGCCCGCGGCGGCCGGGCCCGAUCGGGCCCGAUCGAGGAUCGGCUCCGUCGCGGCGCUCGCCCUGUAAAUAACUCUGUAAAUAGGAAAUGUGAUUUCACCUCGGGUCGAGCACGCCGAGGAAAGUAUAUCCGUGCGACGGCCGAGAGUUUCGGUUCCAGCGAUCCUAGC